CAACCUAAUAAUAAUCCCACUUUUCCACCUUUCUCUCCUUCUUCACGUUUACCCAAUGGGAAGGCUAUCCUCCACCAUCGAAAUAGCCCAUCACCGCCGCAGACACGAAGAUCGCCGCACUCCUGACUCCGAUGUCUCCGAAGAUCGCCGUCGCUACCGCCGUAGCCCUAGCUACGAUUCAUACGAUCGUCACAGAGACCGCCGCCGCCGUAGCAUAUCACCCGAAAACAGAAACCCUAGACACGAUAACAUCAAUCCAAACAGCAACGCUCUUCCAAAGAAGUUCGGCCACCGCAACGGUUCCUAUCUGGACCGUGACCGCAGCGAUUUCAAGCGCUCCGAGUCUGAAUCUGACGAAGAAUUGAAGGGAUUGAGUUACGAGGAAUACAGAAGGUUGAAGAGGCAAAAGAUGAGGAAGUCGAUGAAGUACUGUAUCUGGAACGUUACGCCGAGUCCUCCGAGACGGGAGAACGAAGAUAUUGAGGAUGUUUACAAAGCUGAAGAGAUUUCUGAGAAAUAUGAUGGGAAGGACGAUAAGGAGGUUAAACCGAAAGCAAAAUCUGAAUCCGUGUCCGAUGAAUCUGAUGGUAGUGACUCGGAUAAUCCACGUUUGAGGAAGAAGAGAAGUAAAAGUUCUUCUAAGAAAUCGCGAAGCCAUAGUGAAUCGGAAUCAGAAGAAGAUGAAGAUCUGAAAAGGGGAAAGAAUAGGAAUUAUAGUGACAGCGAUAGUGAUAGUGAAUCAGAGGAGGAAGAUCGUAAGAGAAGAAGGAGAAGCAAGAGGAAGAUCAGUAGAAGGAAAAGGAAAAGUAAUCGGAGAAAGAGAAGGCAUAGUGAUUCAGAAGAGAGUGAGAGUAAUGACUCUGACUCUGAUGGUAGUGAAAGAAAGAGGAAGCAUUCUUCUAGGUCUCGAUCAAAACGAAGCAGGAAAGGAACUAAGAAAAGUGCUGAACCGAUAAGUGAGAGUUCCGAAGAUAAUGAGAUAGUUUCUGAUUCAGCUGUUGCGAAGAAUAAGGAAGCAAUUGUUGUUGAUGAGGUGGAUGUGCCUGAGAUUAAUGCCGAGGCUCUACAAUUAAAGGAAUUGUUAGAGUUACAGAAGAAACCGGCUUUGGAUAACGAGGCGACAGUUGGGCCAAUGCCUCUGCCAAGAGCCGAGGGGCAUAUAAGCUAUGGUGGUGCACUUAGGCCUGGUGAAGGAGAUGCUAUUGCACAAUAUGUUCAACAAGGGAAACGUAUUCCUCGUAGAGGAGAAGUGGGUCUUUCUGCAGAAGAGAUUUCAAAGUUUGAGGAGCUUGGUUAUGUGAUGAGUGGCAGUAGGCAUCAGAGGAUGAAUGCAAUUCGUAUCAGGAAAGAAAAUCAAGUUUAUAGUGCUGAAGAUAAGCGUGCUUUGGCUAUGUUUAACUAUGAAGAAAAGGCUAAAAGAGAACACAAGGUUAUGGCUGAUUUGCAGCGGCUAGUACAGCGUCACAUUGGUCAGGAUGUUGGUCCAACUCAUGAUCCUUUUGGCGCAAAAGACGGUGCUGAUGCCUGAUAUUAUUAUUCAUCCAGGAAGAAGCAGGUGAUGAAGGGAAGUGAGAUUGGAGGUGAAGUAACCAUGGAAGAAAAUGUCAUCGAAGGGGAGAUAAAUCAACUGCAAAGGAUGUUUGAGCUUUGGAUUUGUCGAUGAAUGUUAUGGAGCAACUGUGGAGAAAGAAUGCGGAGGAAAAUUCACUAGUAGGUGAAGAGGUGAAGUAACCAUGGAGGAAAAUGUCAUCGAAGAGGCUUUGGCGAUGCAUGCAUUGCAUUGGAUGAUUAUUCUUUUACUUUUCGGAGAUGGGAAUUCUUUUUGCGUGUGCUUGAAUCACGACGAGAAGAAAAUAGUUUCAAAUAUUUUAAAGUGUUGCCUGCAAAUCUGGGGCAUAAAUAACCUUUAUAAUAACUUUUUAUCCUUGUAAUUUUCUUCUCUACUUUUCGUUUCUAUCAUGUGGCAUUCAUUCAUUAGACGCCAUCGCAGCAUGAUAGGGUUGACGUGGCAAGUAGAUGAUAUGUAAAAUGUUACGUGAUCAUGUUAAUUUGUCCUAUUAUUGCUACAUGUUAUCGUCA
Messenger RNA from Lathyrus oleraceus (garden pea), 2079 nucleotides. RefSeq lists its product as uncharacterized. The transcript is spliced from 2 exons. Gene Ontology annotation, biological process: regulation of gene expression. Gene Ontology annotation, molecular function: chromatin binding. Gene Ontology annotation, cellular component: nucleus. NCBI's taxonomy places the organism in Eukaryota, Viridiplantae, Streptophyta, Magnoliopsida, Fabales, Fabaceae. The record is from RefSeq and is a predicted model, not a curated record. The coding region runs from base 56 to 1528 and encodes 490 amino acids.